This is a messenger RNA of Amyelois transitella, 813 nucleotides long. RefSeq names its product larval cuticle protein A1A-like. Lineage: Eukaryota; Metazoa; Arthropoda; Insecta; Lepidoptera; Pyralidae. The transcript is spliced from 4 exons. Gene Ontology annotation, cellular component: extracellular matrix. The record is from RefSeq and is a predicted model, not a curated record. The coding region runs from base 1 to 813 and encodes 270 amino acids.
AUGUUCAGCAAAUUGGUAGCCCUGUGUGCGUUGGUGGCGGUGUCCCAGGCUGGUCUCCUGCCUGCGCCCGUGCACUACUCCUCCGCCGCCGCCGUCUCCUCGCAGAGCAUCGUGCGCCACGACCAGCCACAGGCCGCCAAGCUGGUGGCUGCCGCUCCCGUCUACCACGCCGCCCCCGCACCAGUCGCCUACCAUGCUGCCCCCGCCGCCGUCACCUACCACGCCGCUCCCGCUCCAGUCGCUUACCACGCCGCCCCCGCUGGUCUCCUGCCUGCGCCCGUGCACUACUCCUCCGCCGCCGCCGUCUCCUCGCAGAGCAUCGUGCGCCACGACCAGCCACAGGCCGCCAAGCUGGUGGCUGCCGCUCCCGUCUACCACGCCGCCCCCGCACCAGUGGCCUACCAUGCUGCCCCCGCCGCCGUCACCUACCACGCCGCUCCCGCUCCAGUCGCUUACCACGCCGCCCCCGUCCAAGUCGCCUACCACGCCGCUCCUGUCGCCAAGGUUGUGGCUCACGCUGAGGAAGUCGCCUACCCCAAGUACGAGUACAACUACUCCGUAGCCGACGGCCACACCGGCGACAACAAGUCCCAGCAGGAGGUGCGCGACGGCGACGCCGUGAAGGGCUCGUACUCCUUCCACGAGGCCGACGGCUCCAUCAGGACCGUGGAGUACACAGCUGACGACCACAACGGCUUCAACGCGGUGGUUCACAACACCGCCCCCACCGCCGCUCCCGUCGCCAUCAAGGCCGCGCCCGUGCUGCUCAAGACUGCCUACGCCGCGCCCGCGCUGCAAUACUACCACCACUAA